Molecule: messenger RNA, 1893 nt
Organism: Owenia fusiformis
Lineage: Eukaryota; Metazoa; Annelida; Polychaeta; Sabellida; Oweniidae
Source: the annotation of a GenBank genome assembly
ACAAGGGUUGCAGUGAUGUCAGAUGAUAUAAGCAUGGAAUAAAACUGGAUAAAGGCAAGGGAGCGACCGAAGAGCAUACCUAUUAGGGGAAGACUCUAGCAGGUAAAUGACAAUCUGAAUGGGUGACGUCCAUUUGAGAGGCACCUUCUUCAGGAGACAAUGGACCAAUGAAAUGGUGUCUAAUAAAACAACUAAUAGGAAGAUCUAAAUUGGAAUAGCUUUGGAACGAUCCCUGAUGUAGUAGAAAAUGACAAACAUGUGUCAACGUUGUAAAAAGUGCAUGUCUGUACUUUAUAACAGCGGACAAUUCCUGCGACAUCUUAUGAAAAGUACAUUUGUUCGAAUUUGGUUCUUCAUAUAUCUGUUAACAUUUGGAUUAGUUUUGCCUGUCAUAUUACGGGACUUCAGAUUCUCCAUCUACUACAGAAAUAAUGAUAGCGAGAAAUAUGGACAAAUGAUUCUAAGAAAAACAAAUGAAGAGAGGAAAGAAAAGGCCAAUGAGUUUAUACAACGAUACAAUAAAACAUUUCAUAAUAAUAUAGAAAAGCACAAACUAGAAGUUACACAUGGCAUUGAUACUAAAGAUGGUAAGAUGUUGGACUUUGUUGUUACCAUAGUUACUGUAUCAAGGAACAAACACACAUUUGAUAGCUAUGAACCAAAAUAUCUGUCACAAACAGUGUGGAAAUUCUUAGAAAUGCCCAACCCAAACAGUUCCUCAAUGAAAAAUUUUAGACUUUGUAUUUGUAAUGUGGAUGACGAUCCCGAAAAGUAUAAAGAGGCACAAUUACUUAGAAGUAUAGUUACUACAUUCCAACGCUUUAAUAAAUCGGAACCAAAUAAAGAACAUAUCCUGGAGAAAGAAAAACAGGACUAUGUGUAUUGCCUCAAUAGCUCUCUUCAACUAAACCCAAAGUAUGUUCUCCUUGUUGAAGAUGAUGCUCUUCCAAAGGAAGAUCUAUUUCCAGUCCUGGAGCAUGUGAUAGCACACAGAGACCUUGCUCAUUAUGAAACACUCACACAUGCCUCAACAGAUGACAUUGCUAGUAAUGUAUUAAACCUGGGCACAAAAUCAGAGAUGUCAACUGAAAAUAAUUCAACAGAUGCUGCUCCAUAUGCUCAUGACAAAGUUUUAUAUUAUAAGCUAUAUCAUCCCGAGAGGCUUUUAGGUUUCAUAAGCUUCGAGCCUGAACGACUACCCGAAUUACUAGGUAUAAGUGUACUGCUUGGGUACUUAGUGUUCAUGAUUUUGUUUCCAUGUUCACGGUAUCUCCAGCACAACAGAACUAAAUCCCUGGUAUUGAUUUCUUUAUAUUGGUGCCUUGUUGUUUUGGCUAUUGGAAGACCACAUCUAGUAACUUUGCGCUCUAUAUCAAAAUAUCUCUACAGUGUAGUUCCAGCACCAAGCUGUUGCACUCCUGCGAUGCUGUAUCCUUCUGGUAGUGCAAGAGAAAUCAUUGAAUAUCUCAGUAAAGUUAAAUGUAAAAAGGACUAUGCUAAAGACAUGGCUCUUGAGGACUUUCGAAAGGCAACUUUCCACAGAUCAUUAAUGGUGCAACCCAACUUAUUCUCCCAUAUUGGCCUUUACUCUAGUUUGAGAGAUGCAAUUCUGCCUCCUCAUCUUAUAUAUGACACUUGACAUAAAUACAUAUGCAUUCCUGCGAUAAUAAUCAAACAAAUAAAUGUUAAAGUAAACAUUGCAAGGAUACUUUCCUAAAAAUUGAAAUACACCCAUGGUGUUUAAAUAUUGUUUUAAACCUGAAAAUAUCGAGGCAGGCCCAAGUCUGUGUUGUCUUGGAUGUCUCUAGUUGGUUCUCCAUCUCAUAGAGAAGGUUUAUAUUUUAAUAAAGAGAAAACUAAUACAUAAUUUUACAUUUAAGUGGUUCAUACAAG